GUUCAGAGGCGUCAACGUGGGGUGGAAGAAAGACGACGAGCAGAGAAAUGAAGCAGCGGCGGUGAUGGCGAACCAAACGCUAAUGGUACUCUUGAAGCUUUUAGCCGCAGGCUUUUACGGAAUAAGCUCGUUCCUUAUAGUUGUGGUGAAUAAGAGCGUCCUGACCAAUUACAGGUUCCCAUCUUCAGUAUGUCUUGGCAUUGGUCAGAUGCUGGUAACAGUUGUUGUGUUACGGGUGGGAAAGGCCUUCCGGUUGCUCACCUUCCCUGAGUUUGAUGGUAGCAUUCCUAGAAAGACAUUUCCACUACCUUUUCUGUAUGUAGGGAAUCAAAUAACAGGACUCUUUGGGACAAAAAGGCUAAACCUGCCAAUGUUUACAGUACUGAGGAGGUUUUCUAUUCUCUUUACUAUGCUUGCAGAGGGUUUCUUGUUAAAAAAGAAAUUCUCCUGGUCAGUUCAGCUAUCUGUAUUUACAGUGAUUCUGGGGGCCUUUGUAGCGGCAAGUGCUGAUCUGGCCUUUGACCUGCAAGGGUACCUGUUCAUUUUAAUGAAUGAUAUCUUAACUGCUGCCAAUGGGGCUUUUGUAAAACAGAAACUUGACUCCAAGGAGCUUGGAAAGUAUGCCCUGCUCUAUUACAAUGCUUUAUUUAUGAUUCUCCCAACUCUGCUGUUGGCACAUGUCACAGGAGAAAUGGAUAAGGCUUUUGAUUAUGAAGGUUGGUCGGACGUGCUUUUUAUAGGUCAAUUCAUCCUUUCUUGUAUAAUGGGGUUUGUUUUAAUGUACUCCACAGUGCUUUGCACUCAGUAUAACUCUGCGCUAACUACUACCAUCGUCGGCUGCCUAAAAAACAUAUUAGUGACAUAUAUUGGAAUGGUGUUUGGAGGGGAUUACAUUUUCUCAUGGACUAACUUCGUUGGUCUAAACAUCAGUAUUGCUGGCAGUCUGGUGUACUCCUACGUUACCUUCACAGAGGAGCAGACCACCAAACAGUUUGACAAUGCCAACAAACUGGAGGUCAAAGGGAAAGUGGCCGUAUGACCACCAGUGUUUGGACACUUUGUCGGCAUGCACAGAAAUAUUUUUUGCAUUUGUUGCAAGAACAAGUAGUCAGUGAAGUCACUCUGGGGAUGUCUUUUAGUGUCAUGGAGAUAUUGACUGUAAAAUGUACUGCAGGUGCAGACAUGAUGUACUCUGAAAGUUGAGUCGAUUGCUGGAAUGUGUUUUUUCAGAGUGAUAGUCACAAUAACAAUAUUUAGCUGUUAAUUAUUUGUAUUAGAAAUGGGACUGUUUGUGCCCUGAAAUGAACCGUUUUUCUGGGUAUGUUGUACUUUGGCUGCUAUUGCCAUAAAUUGGAAUUGAUGAUUGUCGAUGUUAAAACACCUGUUGUGUUGCCUGUUAAAGAGUGCUUUACAGAUGCGUUUAAACUUGUCAGUAAGGCUAUUUAUUUUUAUGAGACUGUUAGGUUUUAGUAAAAGUAUUUAAAUUGUAAAAAGGGAGUUAUUUUAUUUUACAUUGUUGUUCUGGUACCCUGUUACAAUUCAAAUUGAACCAUACAUUUUAUUUCCAGAUGUUACUGGAAUGCUCCUUCAUAGCCUGAAUGAUAAAUGGGAAAGUGUGUUUAAGUGUUUUAAAACUAUAAGGUACGUGUGUGCAACAAAGUGGAUGUUUGAUUUGAAUAUUUUUAAAAUAUUAAGUUUUAAAGAGAUAUUUUCAGAGUUAUCAGUGUUACAAAAUAUCCAGAAGACAUUUCAUCUGAAAUUCUAAAAACAGCUUUCUAAUUUUUUUGUACUGCGGAAUGGGAUUCAGUAACGCUUGAUUUCUUUUGUACUGGAGGAAUCAGGCUUUGUUUAUUAAAGGUUAAUGGUGUAGUGGUUGCACUUUGCAAACUCUACUAACAAAUAUUUAUUUAAAAUCUCUGAUAAUUGAGAGAACCUGUAAACUGUCAAAGACAUAAUACUAGGUACAAGAAUAUCAGUAUUUUUUCAGUAUUUUGAUUGGUCUUUGUCAAAUGUGGCUACAUUAAUGAUAUGGCAGAAAGAGAAUUAAGAAUGUCCCCUACCUUAUGGCUGAUGUUGCUUUUGUAUUUUGAGGUUAUUGAAUGAAUGUCUAUUAACAUGCAUAUGUGUCUGAUGACAUCCAUUCUUGGCAAUAUCACAGGUUUCUCUAUUUCUUAUUCUAUAAAUGGAUUUAAAAAAAACUGAAAUGUGAUGUAUUCUAGGAGUUACUGAUUGAAUGUCUGUUCACAUGCAUCUAUGCCAUUUAUUUAACAUGUAGUCUGACCAUAGCUUUGAAAUUCUGUUAUUUAUUUGACAGAUAAUAGAUGCAUUUCUUUUUUUUUUUGGCACUGACUUCAAAGACCUGCUGUUGCUGCAAAUGUUUAAUUUCAUUACAAUUACUUUUUUAUUCUCAAUUGUUUUUAUAUUUGUAUAUUUAAGUUCUGAAACUGAAAACACUUGUCAUAUUGAACAAUUAUACUUCUGUCAAGAUGUCAGUAAAUGCUCUUAUUUUAGCAAUGAGAAACAGGAAGUGUGUGUGACGUUUAAAAUACAUCAACGCAAGAUACUUAACUGUGCAUUUUAGUUCAUAAAAGAAUGAAUGUUUAAUUUGUAUUUUCUUUUAAACUUUGUGUGGGGUUUUUUUGGGCAAUAAAGAUUUAUACUCACAAGGAGGUCUGUAUAUUGUUGGAAAUUUCACAUGCUUCAGUUGAGGUUGCAAAG
Xyrauchen texanus (razorback sucker) is the source of this 2718-nucleotide messenger RNA. Its product is annotated as UDP-N-acetylglucosamine/UDP-glucose/GDP-mannose transporter-like. The coding region runs from base 65 to 1039 and encodes 324 amino acids. The transcript has 12 exons. Gene Ontology annotation, molecular function: antiporter activity; GDP-fucose transmembrane transporter activity. The record is from RefSeq and is a predicted model, not a curated record. Gene Ontology annotation, cellular component: Golgi apparatus. NCBI's taxonomy places the organism in Eukaryota, Metazoa, Chordata, Actinopteri, Cypriniformes, Catostomidae.